AUGUCUGCAUUGAAACGGAUCAACAAAGAAGUGCAUGAAUUACGGACAGAUCCCCCGCCCGGAUGUACGGCCGGACCCCUCACUCCCAACACCGAUCCCUUCUUAUGGGAGGCCACUAUCGCAGGUCCACCGGACAGUCCAUACGAGAGCGGCGUCUUUAAGCUGUCCAUACAGUUCCCGCGGGAGUACCCCUUCAAACCACCGCACGUUUCCAUGACUACCCGUGUAUAUCACCCAAACAUCUUAUCCAAUGGUAUAUGUUUGGACACACUUAAGACACAAUGGAGUUCCGCCCUAACCAUCGCCAAACCCAACCCGGACGACCCCCUGGCCCCAAAUGUAGCCCAUGUAUACCGGACCGACCCUUUGAAGUUCAACAGGACAGCCAAACAGUAUACACAACAAUAUGCCAAACCCCCUGUCCCCGCAAAUCAAGGCAUUGAGAGUGCUGGUAGUGGUGGCACAGUUAUGUGA
This is a messenger RNA of Oppiella nova, 474 nucleotides long. NCBI's taxonomy places the organism in Eukaryota, Metazoa, Arthropoda, Arachnida, Sarcoptiformes, Oppiidae. The record is from the annotation of a GenBank genome assembly.